AUGCGCUUCUUACUGAGGGUCAUGGCAGCUGUACUCGCAUGUUCAAAUCCAGCGCUCGCACAGAACUCGACAUUCCUCAACCCGGUACUUCCAGGCUGGCACAGCGAUCCAUCAUGCGUCAACGUGAAUGGGACGUUCUUCUGCGUAACCUCCACCUUCAUCUCAUUUCCCGGACUGCCAAUUUAUGCGUCUAAAGACCUGAUCGACUGGAAACACAUCAGCCAUGCAUGGAACCGCGAAUCCCAGCUUCCAGGCUAUAGCUAUGCCACCAAAGGCCAACAAGAGGGCAUGUACGCAGCGACUAUCCGGUUCCACGAGGGUGUUUUCUACGUGAUUUGCGAAUACCUCGGAUCGGGUCAAUUGGCAGGUGUUUUGUUCAAGUCUACGAAUCCAUUUGACGACGAGUCCUGGAGCGAUCCGGUAAGAUUCGAAGCUGGCAAGAUUGAUCCCGAUCUUUUCUGGGAUGAUGACGGCAAGUUUUAUGUUGCGACUCAAGGCAUCAUCUUGCAGGAGAUGAACAUAGACACUGGCGCGAUGGGACCUAUCGUACAGCUCUGGAAUGGCACGGGCGGCGUCUGGCCAGAAGGCCCACACAUCUACAAGAAAGACGGAUGGUACUAUCUGCUGAUUGCUGAAGGUGGAACAGCCGAAGAUCACUCUGUCACCAUGGCUCGCGCGAGGAAUAUUACGGGACCGUACUACCCCUCCCCGUUCAACCCACAUUUGACAAACCGCGGCACAUCAGAGUACUUCCAGACCGUCGGCCAUGCAGAUCUCUUCCAAGACAACAACGGCGAAUGGUGGUCUGUCGCGCUUGCGACCCGCGUGGGCCUAAAUGGCACCUCCUUCCCCAUGGGCCGCGAAACCGUGCUCACGCCGGUGACAUGGAAGUCCGGCGAAUGGCCUGUGUUCCAACCCGUACAAGGCAACAUGACCGGCUGGCAACUACCUGCGCGUUCAAGGGAUCUUCAAGGCGACGGGCCGUUUAAUUCGGACCCAGAUGUAUACGACUUUCCUCACGGCUCAGCGAUCCCACGCAACCUCGUGUACUGGCGCGUCCCUCGUGACGGCGCAUUCAAGACCACGCAUAAAGGCCUUCAAGUCGCGCUCGGCCGCAACAAUCUCGCCGGAUCGUUCAACACAUCUGAACCAGCUACGAGGGCUGUAAAUUUCAUCGGGCGCCGCCAAACGGACAGCACAUUCAAAUUCAGCGUGGAUUUAUCGUUCGACCCGAAAGCCGAUGGGCAAGAGGCUGGGGUGACCGCUUUCCUGUGGCAAACAGCGAACAUCCAGCUUGGUCUCGUGCGCAAUAAUGGAACGACAUAUCUACACUACAACUCUACGGAACAGCAGGAGAAGAAGACGCCUGUGCCUGCGUCUUGGCUUGGAAAGCCAAUGCGGCUUCAGAUCACGAUGCCGGAUCCAAGGACGUACGUUUUUGCGGCGAUGCCAUCGAGUGACAAAUCAAAACAGAUCUCCUUUGGCAGAGCUUCAACGGCGCAGCUGAGUCCGUCAGGAUCGUUUGUGGGGACGCUGAUCGGUAUCUAUGCUACCUGCAAUGGAGCUGGGUCCGGUCUGGAUUGCCCGGCUGCCACUCCAAAGGCGUACUUCAAGCGGUGGAGGUACGAGGGCGUUGAUCAGUACAUCUCCGAGACUGAGAGCGUGCCGAGCGAGGAUUUCAAUCAAGAUAGCUGA
This is a messenger RNA of Alternaria atra, 1695 nucleotides long. RefSeq lists its product as uncharacterized. The coding region runs from base 1 to 1695 and encodes 564 amino acids. Lineage: Eukaryota; Fungi; Ascomycota; Dothideomycetes; Pleosporales; Pleosporaceae. Gene Ontology annotation, biological process: carbohydrate metabolic process. The record is from RefSeq and is a predicted model, not a curated record. The transcript has a single exon. Gene Ontology annotation, molecular function: hydrolase activity, hydrolyzing O-glycosyl compounds.